Messenger RNA from Cercospora beticola, 1671 nucleotides. Its product is annotated as cytochrome P450. The record is from RefSeq and is a predicted model, not a curated record. Lineage: Eukaryota; Fungi; Ascomycota; Dothideomycetes; Mycosphaerellales; Mycosphaerellaceae. Gene Ontology annotation, molecular function: iron ion binding; oxidoreductase activity, acting on paired donors, with incorporation or reduction of molecular oxygen; monooxygenase activity.
AUGGCUAUUCUACCGCGCCUCAUCACAUCCUCCAUCGUUCUUACGCUGCUCGCCAACAAAUAUGCGAGCACUCCGAUUGGCCCUUUCUCGACUGUCGUUUUGCUCUUCCUUGCCCAGUUCGUUCUGUACCAGGCAUACUCGAUUCUGAUAUGGCCUCACUACAUCAGUCAGAUUCGGCACCUGCCACUCGUUCCUGAAUCGCAUUGGUUCUGGGGUCAGACCAAGAGAAUCCUGAAAGAUCCCAGUGGGACCCCAAUGCGCGAAUGGGUAGCCAAUGUGCCGAAUCAAGGAUUGCUCAGAUAUUCUGUCUGGUUUCAGCAACGAAUUCUGCUUACAACUCCAGCUGCCCUCGGAGAGGUGCUGGUAACCAAGAACUAUGAUUUCGUCAAGCCAUGGCACUUUCGCGCUGGUCUAGGACGCAUCCUUGGAAAUGGUGUGCUGCUGGCUGAAGGCGACGAGCACAAAGUACAACGCAAAAAUUUGUCUCCUGCUUUCGCUUUCCGCCAUAUCAAGGACAUUGUGCCAUUGUUCUGGUCCAAAUCACAAGAACUCGUGGGUUGCUUAGAGCAUGCAUCCUCCAGCGCAAUUUCUAGCGAUCAUGUUUCGGAUCUGGAAGACGAAAACCAUGAGAAAGCAGCUGCGGUACACGCUCAAGGUGCUAUUGACGUUGGCAACUGGACUUCUCGUGCCACGCUCGAUAUUAUUGGUCUGAGCGGUAUGGGUCAAGACUUCAAUGCGCUACAAGAUCCUGACAAUCGCCUGAACCGAACCUACAAGACUGUAUUCAAUCCAGGAAAGGCUGGAAGGUUCCUACAGAUUCUCGGAGUCUUUCUGCCAACCCGACUUGUCCAGCAUCUGCCCAUGAAACGCAACAAGGAAUUGAAUGCGGCAUCCUUGUACAUCAAACAGGUCUGCCGCGAUUUAAUCGCUAAGAAGCGUAGUGCUAUGGCGGAGAAACGCACAAAGGACCUCGACAUCAUUUCUGCGGCCCUCGAAUCUGGUGGCUUCAAAGAUGAAGAAUUGGUGAACCAAAUGAUGACAUUUCUGGUAGCAGGGCAUGAGACUACCGCCACUGCCAUGAUCUGGGCACUUUACGAACUCUGCAAACACAAAGACAAGCAACAGAAAUUGCGAGAAGAGGUCCGAGCUAAGAUCCCCUCGCUUGGAACUCAAGUCACGGCCGCUGCCAUCGACGAAUGUCAUUACCUUCACGCCGUCUGCUCUGAGACCUUACGGCUCUGGGCACCCGUCAGUCUCACGAUGCGAGUAGCUGACCGAGACACCACAAUCCAAGGCGAACAUGUUCCAAGAGGAACGACGGUAAUCCUCGCGCCAGCCGCAAUCAACACAUCGCCACAGCUGUGGGGAGAAGACGCAAUGGAAUUCAAGCCGGAGCGGUGGUUGAAUGCCGAUGGGAAAGCCAAUCAGAGAGGUGGAGCGGAUUCGAAUUAUUCGUUCCUGACGUUUCUUCAUGGCCCUAGGUCAUGUAUUGGGCAGAGAUUCUCGCAGUAUGAGCUCGCAUGUCUUCUUGCUGCUUGGAUUGGACGAUAUGACACCUCGUUUGAGGAGGGGAGCGCUCUCUCCAAGGGAUUGCUGGAUAUCAAGGGAGGCAUCACCGCCAAGCCAAAGGGUGGUCUAUGGACGACCCUCGAGGCGGUGCCUGGAUGGUGA